Molecule: messenger RNA, 5106 nt
Organism: Cyprinodon variegatus (sheepshead minnow)
Lineage: Eukaryota; Metazoa; Chordata; Actinopteri; Cyprinodontiformes; Cyprinodontidae
Gene: taf2
Product: TATA-box binding protein associated factor 2
Exons: 23
Coding region: 537-3443 (968 amino acids)
Biological process (GO): transcription initiation at RNA polymerase II promoter
Cellular component (GO): transcription factor TFIID complex
Molecular function (GO): transcription cis-regulatory region binding; chromatin binding; RNA polymerase II general transcription initiation factor activity
Source: RefSeq, a predicted model, not a curated record
UUUAGGCUCCGCCCCUUUUGACGCAGUUCCUGUUUUUACCGGGCUUUAUUUUGUACCGCUGCUAUUAAUAAUAAUAAGUUAUACUUUUGAUGCUUAUUUAUCAUGCAUUUAUUUUGAUUGUAAGAUUUCCGGAUUGUGCAAGUGGUUUAAAAAAUAACUGUUAAUGCUUGUUAAAAGCAAAAUGGCGGAAGAGCCGCAGCUACAUCGCUGUUAGCAUCCGAUUUCUGCUCCCUGGAGCAGUGUGUGGACCGACCUGCUGUCCUCCGGCCGGAGUUCAGCGCUUCUCUGGGCAGUUUGAGGGCAAACACUGAACACGGACCGAGGGGAGACCACGGCGGCUGCAGGGAGCAGCGGCUAGCAGGGAGCAGCGGCUAGCAGGGAGCAGCGGCUAGCAGCAGUAGCGGCUAGCAGCAGCAGCGGCUAGCAGCAGCUAGCAGCAGCAGCGGCUAGCAGCAGUAGCGACCUCCCCGCCGUAUGAGAGAGCAGCCUCAGCUCGGCGGAUAGCUGUCAGCUCUCCAUGAGGAGGAACAUCGCGGAUGUUGAUGACCUUAACUCUCCAACAACAGGCAGCAAAGAUGAACCGGAAGAAAGACAAAGGAUUUGAGAGCCCUCGGCCUUUUAAAUUGACCCACCAGGUGGUGUGCAUCAACAACAUCAACUUCCAGAGGAAGUCUGUCAUUGGCUACGUGGAGCUGACCAUCUUCCCCACUGUGGUCAACCUGAACCGGAUCAAGCUCAACAGCAAACAGUGCCGCAUCUACAGGGUGAGAGUCAACGAGCUGGAGGCACCGUUCAUCUACAAUGACCCCACCCUGGAGGUGUGCCACAGCGAGUCCAAGCAGCGGAACCUGAACUACUUCUCCAGUGCCUACACGGCGGCGGUCAGUGCAGUGGACCCGGAUGCUGGGAACGGAGAACUGGUGAUCAAAGUUCCCUCUGAGCUCUGGAAGCAGGGAGACGAUCUGAAGGUGCUGAAGGUUUACAUCGAGUUCUCCCUGGACCAGCCCAAAGGGGGGCUCCACUUUGUUGUUCCUGAUGUAGAAGGCAGCAUGGCGGAGAGGGGGGCCCACGUCUUCUCCUUUGGAUACCAGAACUCCACCAGGUUCUGGUUCCCCUGUGUGGACUCCUAUUCGGAGCUGUGUACCUGGAAGCUGGAGUUCACUGUGGAUGCAUCCAUGGUGGCCGUGUCCUGUGGGGACCUGAUGGAGACCAUCUACACCCACGACAUGAGGAAGAAGACCUUCCACUACGUCCUCCCCAUCCCCACUGCGGCCCCCAACAUCUCCCUGGCUGUGGGGCCCUUUGAAAUCCUGGUAGACCCCUACAUGCACGAGGUAACCCAUUUCUGCCUGCCUCAGCUGCUUCCUCUGCUCAAACACUCCAUGUCCUACCUGCAUGAGAUCUUUGAGUUCUACGAGGAGAUCCUGACGUGCCGCUACCCGUAUUCCUGCUUCAAGACUGUGUUUGUGGAUGAGGCCUACGUGCAGGUGUCUUCCUACGCCUCCAUGAGCAUCUUCAGCACCAACCUGCUGCACAGCCCUACCAUCAUCGACCAGACCCCGCAGACCCGCCGCUGUCUGGCUCAGGCCCUGGCCCAGCAGUUCUUUGGCUGUUUCAUCUCCAGGAUGUCCUGGGCUGAUGAGUGGGUGUUGAAGGGCAUCUCUGGCUACAUCUACGGCCUCUACCUGAAGAAGACCUUUGGAGUCAAUGAAUACCGCCACUGGAUCAAAGAGGAGCUGGACCGGAUCGUUGACUACGAGCUGAAGAUGGGAGGCGUUUUGCUGCACCCCACCUUCAUUGGAGGCAAAGAGAAGGACAAUCCUACUCCCCACCUCCACUUCUCCAUCAAGCACCCCCACACUCUGUCCUGGGAGUACUUCAGGAUGUUCCAGUGCAAGGCCCACCUGGUGAUGAGGCUGAUUGAGAACCGGAUCAGCAUGGAGUUCAUGCUGCAGGUCUUCAACAAGCUGCUGAGCCUGGCCAGCACCGCAUCCUCUCAGAAGUACCAGAGCCACAUGUGGAGCCAGAUGCUGCUGUCCACCCACGCCUUCCUCAAGUCCAUCUCCAACGUCUCCGGCAAAGACAUCGGCCCUCUGAUCAAGCAGUGGGUCAGAGAUCAGAGCGGCGUGGUGAAGUUUUUCGGCAGCUUUGCUUUCAACAGGAAGAGGAACGUUCUGGAGCUGGAGAUCCGCCAGGACUACACGUCCUCUGGAACCCAGAAAUAUGUGGGCCCCAUCAAGGUGACGGUCCAGGAGCUGGAUGGCUCCUUCAACCACACGCUGCAGAUAGAGGAGAACAGCCUGAAGCAUGACAUCCCCUGCCACUCCAAGAGCAGAAGGAACAAGAAGAAGAAGAUUCCCCUGAUGAAUGGAGAAGAAGUGGACAUGGACCUGUCUGCUAUGGACGCCGACUCUCCUCUGCUGUGGAUCCGGAUCGACCCGGACAUGUCCAUCCUGAGGAAGGUGGAGUUCGAGCAGGCCGACUUCAUGUGGCAGUACCAGCUGCGAUACGAGAGGGACGUGGUGGCACAGGAGGAAGCCAUCACAGCGCUGGAGAAGUUCCCCACCCCCGCCUCCAGACUAGCUCUGACGGACAUCCUGGAGCAGGAACAGUGUUUCUACAAGGUCCGCAUGCAGGCCUGCUUCUGCCUGGCCAAGAUCGCCAACGCCAUGGUGAGCACAUGGCAGGGUCCACCAGCCAUGAAGUCUCUGUUCACCAGAAUGUUCUGCUGUAAGAGCUGCCCCAACAUCGUCAGAACCAACAACUUCAUCAACUUCCAGAGCUACUUCCUGCAGAAGACCAUGCCGGUUGCCAUGGCGUUACUCAGGGACGUGCAGAACCUGUGUCCUAAAGACGUUCUCAACUUCAUCCUGGAUCUCAUCAAGUAUAACGACAACCGGAAGAACAAGUUCUCAGACAACUACUACCGGGCUGAGCUGAUCGAGGCGCUGACCAACGCGCUGACUCCGGCCAUCAGCAUCAACAACGAGGUCCGGACCGUGGAGAACCUGAACCCGGACGUCCGCCUCAUCCUGGAGGAGAUCACCCGCUUCCUGAACAUGGAGAAGCUGCUGCCCAGCUUCAGGAACACCAUCACUGUGAGCUGCCUGAAGGCCAUCCGUCAGCUGCAGAAGAACGGUCACAUUCCCAGCGACCCGUCCCUCUUCAGGGCCUACGCUGAGUACGGACACUUCGUAGACGUCCGUCUUUCUGCGCUGGAGGCUCUAGUGGACUACACCACGGUUGAGAGGAGCUCCACAGACCUGCAGUGGCUGCUGGACCUGGUCCAAAGCGACCCGGUUCACUACGUCAGACACAAGGUUCUGGGCAUGCUGAGUAGGAACCCCCCCUUCACCAAGGCAGCCGACUCUGGCCUGUGCACCGAGGCUCUGGUGGAUCAGCUGUGGAGGCUGAUGAACUCAGGUGAGGAGCAGCAGCCCUGAGAGGAACCACAACCAGGGGCCCCUGGGGGGGUGGCGGGGCCGAUGAUAGAAGUGUGGAAGCUGAAGGUUUCAGGGACUAAUGACAGCAGUUCUCCCCUCUGAUUGGUUAGUCCUGCUGCAGGGUUCAGUCCAGGGACCUUCUUGGUUCCCCUGGUCUCCUACGGGGCCUCCUAUCUGCCGGUCGUCCUCCAUGUUCUUCCCCCAUUGUCUCCUCAGGUUUCAGUGUUUCUUUUCUUCCCGGGGGGUCGGCUGCUCCUCCAGCUUGCUAACGCAGCCAUCCAGCAGCGCCAAGGUUCCUGUCCAGAAUCAUAAAUAUGUUCACAGCUUCAGUUUCCUUCCAGGCCUGAGGUCUAGGGGCCAGCUGUGGUUUCCAAGUGGAGGAGGAGGGUCCCGGUUGUUAGCGGCGGACCGGUGGGCGGCCCGGCUGCUGCUGCCAGCUUAAAUAUUGUGGUUAGCUUAAACAGUGCGUAAUGAGAGCUGGCCCCGCUGGUAACACACGCUCACAGGAUGAUGUUUUCCUGCUGAAGGUCGGCCCCGUACGCUUGGAGCUGCUGAUUUAUUGCCACCCCCAUCCCCAACCGGCCGGGCUGUUUGGGUCGUGGGCUUGAGUCCAACCAGUCCUCUGGCUCUGCUUGGUUCUGGUGCCGCAGAGGGCCCUUUAUCCAGCUCUGCAUUGUCUCUGUGGUCAGGAUGGGGAGCCAUCGGUUCUGGGGGGCCCGGUCGGACCCCCGGUGCCAGAAAGCCCGGCACCAGUGGUCAGAGGUCAGACAUUACAUCACAAUAAUUCUGGGCUAUAAUCACAAUAUUUUAAAAGGACCUUCAGAACCAACAGGGUGCAUAAAAUAAACUCAUUUAAACUUUAAACCUUUUAUUUGAACCAGAUCAAAGCUUUUCUGCCUCAUUCUGUCUUUGGGUGUCAGAAUUAGAUCUUUAACAAGAUCCCAGCAACCAACCAGGAAACCAAAACACACAAUAAUAAAUAAAAAGGCUCUUUUGUGCUUAAUUAAAAAAAGUAAUUGACCUCAAAUUAGAAAAACUAAAGUGGAAAUAGCUUCCAAAUAUCAGAGCGUUAUUAGCGUUGAUCUUUAUUAUAAAAAGUAGUAAAGUUGAGAACAUUGCCAAGUUUAGCAAACGCCUGUAAAACCUCUGAACCAUCAUCCGGGCUGUUAGAGCAUCGAAUAAACCUUGAAAUUAGCUCGUAAAAUGCGUCUGUGAUUUCCCUCCAUGUCUUCCUGUUUCUCUUAUAUGGGAUCGCUUCACAUCGGCUUCACCACUGAUUGAUUGAUCGUUUUAAUUGAUGCGGGGAGAUGCUGACAUGCAGAAUUUACAACAUUCUUCAGCAGUGGGCUGCCAUUGUGCGGCGCCCAGGGAGCAGAGUGGGGUUAAGGGUCUUUGCUCAGGGACCCAGAGUGGCAGUCUGUGGGAGUGGGGCUUGAACUCAGAACCUCCAGGACUGCAGUGCAGUGCUCUAACAUAUAGACUAAACAUAAUUUCAUGUCUAGGUUUGAUUGUGUACAUAAAUCUUGCCCUUCUGAGGCUGUAAAGCUUCCAACUAUUUUAUGAGAAUGUUUGAGAAUGACAGUCUUAGCUGUCUUUAUCCAUGCUGGCUCAGCGACAGUUGGGGAGAGUUUAGUUCUGUAGAAACAGGUGUAGACGACGUUAU